Molecule: messenger RNA, 1809 nt
Organism: Molossus molossus (Pallas's mastiff bat)
Lineage: Eukaryota; Metazoa; Chordata; Mammalia; Chiroptera; Molossidae
Gene: NTN1
Product: netrin 1
Molecular function (GO): protein binding
Source: RefSeq, a predicted model, not a curated record
AUGAUGCGCGCAGUGUGGGAGGCACUGGCAGCGCUGGCGGCGGUGGCGUGCCUGGUGGGCGCGGUGCACGGCGGACCAGGGCUCAGCAUGUUCGCGGGCCAGGCUUCGCAGCCGGACCCCUGCUCCGAAGAGAACGGCCACCCCCGCCGCUGCAUCCCUGACUUUGUCAACGCGGCCUUAGGCAAGGACGUGCGUGUGUCCAGCACCUGCGGCCGGCCCCCAGCGCGCUACUGCGUGGUGAGCGAGCGCGGUGAGGAGCUGGUGCGCUCUUGCCACCUCUGCAAUGCGUCCGACCCCAAGAAGGCGCACCCACCCGCCUUCCUCACCGAUCUCAACAACCCGCACAACCUGUCGUGCUGGCAGUCUGAGAACUACCUGCAGUUCCUGCUCAACGUCACACUCACGCUGUAGCUUGGCAAGAAGUUCGAGGUGACUUACGUCCUGCAAUUCUGCUCCCCGCGGCCCGAGUCCAUGGCCAUCUACAAGUCCAUGGACUGCGGGCGCACGUGGGUGCCCUUCCAGUUCUACUCCACGCAGUGCCGCAAGAUGUACAACCGGCCUCACCGCGCGCCCAUCACCAAGCAGACCGAGCAGGAGGCCGUGUGUACUGACUCGCACACUGACAUGCGCCCGCUUUCAGGCGACCUCAUAGCCUUCAGCAUGCUGGAUGGGCGACUCUUAGCGCACAACUUAGAUAACUCGCCGGUGCUGCAGGACUGGGUCACAGCCACCAACAUCCAUGUGCCCUUUAGCUACCUGCACACAUUCGGCGAGGAGAACGAGGACUGGGAGCCGGCGCGCAACUCAUACUUUUAUGCAGUGUCCAAUCUGCAGGUGGGUGGCCGCUGCAAGUGCAAUGGACAUGCGGCCCACAGCGUGCGUGUCCCCAAAGACAGCCUGGUGUGUGACUGCAGGCACAAUACAGCCGGUCCCAAGUCCGACAGCUGCAAGCCCUUCCACUACGACCGGCCCUGGCAAUGCGCCACCGCCCGGGAGGCUAACGAGUGCCUGGCCUGCAGCUGCAACCUGCACGCCCGGCGCUGCCGCUUCAACAUGGAGCUCUACAAGCUGUCGGGGCGCAAGAGCGGGGGCGUCUGCCUCAACUGCCGCCACAACACGGCCGGCCGCCACUGCCACUACUGCAAGGAGGGCUACUACCGCGACAUGGGCAAGCCCAUCACCCACCGGAAGGCCUGCAAAGCCUGCGAUUGCCACCCUGUAGGUGCUGCUGGCAAGACCUGCAACCAAACCACCGGCCAGUGUCCCUGCAAGGACGGCGUGACCGGUAUCACCUGCAACCGCUGCGCCAAAGGCUACCAGCAGAGCCGCUCCCCCAUCGCGCCCUGCAUCAAGAUCCCCGUGGCGCCGCCGACCACGGCAGCCAGCAGCGUGGAGGAGCCGGAAGACUGUGAUUCCUACUGCAAGGCCUCCAAAGGGAAGCUGAAGAUUAACAUGAAAAAGUACUGCAAGAAAGACUAUGCUGUGCAGAUCCACAUCCUGAAGGCAGACAAGGCGGGGGACUGGUGGAAGUUCACGGUGAACAUCAUCUCCGUGUACAAGCAGGGCGCGAGCCGCAUUCGGCGCGGUGACCAGAGCCUCUGGAUCCGCUCGCGGGACAUCGCUUGCAAGUGUCCCAAAAUCAAGCCCCUCAAGAAGUACCUGCUGCUGGGCAACGCGGAGGACUCGCCGGACCAGAGCGGCAUCGUGGCGGACAAGAGCAGCCUGGUGAUCCAGUGGCGGGACACGUGGGCGCGGCGGCUGCGCAAGUUCCAGCAGCGCGAGAAGAAGGGCAAGUGCAAGAAGGCCUAG